GCUCAGUUGUUCGCCAGCAUCAGGUUCACAAUGUCCUCCGAUUCCACGCUGUACUUCAGUGCCGUCGAGGAUAUGUUCAAGGAAGUGUUAACAAUAGGGGACGAGAAGAGGGAUCCUGGAAACGAGGAUUUCUCCGAAACACCUAAACGUUGCGUACGAUUGCGCCAGCAAAAGUUGUUCGCGAACGAUACCGCGAGUUUUGUGAUAGGUCGCCGUUCGCCGAGGAUUGAAUCCAAAAUCGAUCUCAACAGAGAUGUAUCUCCUGGAAGGCGAAAGGAGCUGCGCGGCGAGGAAAUCCUUCGGAUGCGCAAGGAUCGGGCGGAAAAGGAGCGUCUGAGGCCCCAAAGGCGUCUUACCAUGCGGAUUUAGUGCCACACCUAUCGAUAUGAUAGCUAUCCACCGAGUUCAUUGUGUUCCCCAAUCGAAGUGCUUCCCUGUUGUAUGCUCUACUUUAGGAUUUAUUUUUAAGCUCACCUAAGUAUGCUAAGUUUUGAGUGCCAAUAAAUAAAGUUAUUAGUGAAUAC
Messenger RNA from Drosophila melanogaster (fruit fly), 524 nucleotides. RefSeq lists its product as uncharacterized. Lineage: Eukaryota; Metazoa; Arthropoda; Insecta; Diptera; Drosophilidae. Bases 31 to 369 code for a protein of 112 amino acids. The record is from RefSeq and is marked reviewed. The transcript has a single exon.